Sporothrix brasiliensis 5110 is the source of this 1248-nucleotide messenger RNA. RefSeq lists its product as uncharacterized. The record is from RefSeq and is a predicted model, not a curated record. Lineage: Eukaryota; Fungi; Ascomycota; Sordariomycetes; Ophiostomatales; Ophiostomataceae. The transcript has a single exon. The coding region runs from base 1 to 1248 and encodes 415 amino acids.
AUGUCAGAGCCAUCCCCGUGGAGUGAAGGUGUUGUGCAAGCAAACCAACAAUUAAAGAAGAGCAUACUCGGCGCGCUCUCUGAGACUCUAAAUCGAGACCCGGCCGCCGACCUGACCAGACUCCUGGAAGAACAGUCGCGCGCGUAUGUAUUGCUCCGAUCCGACUUGGGCGAAUCGGCGGCACUAAAGCAGUACAGCCAGAGUUGUUCCGACCAGGCAUCCGCCUCGGACGAUGAAACGGGCGAUGACUGGAGUUCGAUGCUGCUUGACAACAGCAGCACCAUUCAAGUGGACCAUGCCCUUGACUCACGCAUACUUGAGCUCGCGUGCACAGAUGAGCCACGGCAAAGGUUGUCCAAGUUGCUCUCGUUUCCCACAGAAGACGGCCUGUCGCAAGACCACUUUUCUGCCGGCCUCAAUGCGGCCUUGCGCCAAGGGGAGAUUCUAUGGAGGCUGUACGAAACCGUUGUGGUUGGCCUACGCGCAGACGUGGUCGUCAAAAUUAGCACUUCGCUGGACUCGGACGGCAUCAGCAAUCUCGAGUACCUCAAUACACAUAUUCCGUCUGUGCCAGCUCCAAUAUUGCUAGGGUCCAUUACCUGCGGGCGACGGUCUUAUGUCUUUAUGACUCGCGGACGCGGCGAAACACUGGAAGCCAUGUGGCCAGGCCUGACCGAGAGCGACAAACGAGACGUGCAGGCCCAGCUGUGCCAGAUCUUCCAGGACCUUCGCCGUGGACCAAGGAACCCUGCGCAAGCGACAGCACAGUCGUCGCCUCCGACGCGCAUGGGCAGCUUUGUAUCUGCGGUCUGCAAAGACACGCGGCGAAUCCAACGUGUCAGCGCCGUUCCCAUCCUGGAUGAAGGUGCAUUCAAUGAUUUUCUUGUGGAACCACCACCACGUCGCUCGAAACCCGCAGGUAUCCGCAUGCUGCGGCCGGUGAUGCGAGACGACCACCCCAUUGUCAUGACACAUGCUGAUCUUCACCCGCGAAACAUCAUGGCCGAGUGGGUGGACAACGGUGAGUCUGGACAGGCGAAACCUGGGAAGACUUGCAAAAUAACGUCCAUACUGGACUGGGAUAUGGCCGGCUGGUACCCAUCAUAUUGGGAGUUUGUCAAGGCAAUGUGCAAUGCCGCACCAAGGGGGCCAUUGGCCGACUGGCCCGAGUAUUUGGCUACGGACGCCAUUGGCACGUGGCCUGUCGAAUACGCGCUGGACAGCUUAAUCGGCCGAUGGUUGGGUUAA